GGUGUGAUAUCUAAACCCUCAUGCAUUAAAUGCGCUUAUCAAACCUUUUUUCUGUUUACCUUAUACAUAUUCAGGAAUAUAUUUCCUUGAGUGAAAAGUCAAUUAAUAAUCAAUAUGACGACAGGGGACUCUGAUAUUGGCUUGGCGAAUGGAGUGAUGACUACAUCUCCAGAUGAACCGUCUUCACAAAGUAAAGAACCGAUGCAACCCUUCACUCCUGAAGACGAGAUAGAGUCUGAAACAUGUCUGCUGCAAGAUCACGAAGACAAAGACAAGAAGAUCAUCCACCUUGAUGAAGCCCUAUCACAAAUUAAGUUUGGACUCUUCCACAUAAAGAUGCUGAUUCUCGCUGGCGGUGGAUAUUUCGCCGUUUGUUCUGAAAUUCUGGUGUUUGUUUUCCUCAGUGAACCCGUGAAGAAGGAAUGGAAUCUCAAUCACUAUGACUUUGCCUGGCUUCCUUUCUUCAGUGGAGUGUGUGGUAUUGUCGGAGGUUAUGUUUUUGGCGUGCUGAGCGACAGGAUUGGACGCCAGAUUCCCUUCAUCGUGUCAAUAUCAGUGUGUUGUGUGUUUGGGGUGGCAUCGGCAUUUGCUCCUUCCUACAUCCUCCUGGUGAUACUGCGAUCCCUCGUCUCUGUCGGGACUGGGGGACUGGAGUCCGUGGACUUUGUCCUGCUGCUGGAAUUUCUUCCAAAACGAAACCGAGGCUCUUACAUGGUGUUCAUUACAUUCUGUGGUGCUCUCGGUGCUGUGGCUGCGGGGGGUUUUGCGUGGCUCAUCCUGCCUCGCUUUGGAUGGAGGUGGUUUGUCGGCGCAUGUGCAGUUCCGUCCAUAAUCGUGUUUAUUCUGAGAUUCAUCGUGCGAACAGAAUCACCACGUUAUCUCAUGAUAAGCGGCCAGAAGGAAAAAGCAAUGAAGGUUCUUAAGAAUAUAGCAACACAAAAUAAAACGGAAUUACCCGAAGGUGAAAUAAUCUGCCCAGUUUCUACCGUUCGCGGAAGAAUACAAGACCUUUUUUCUCCCGAGCUCCGCAGAAGAACACUGUUCAUGAGCCUCAUCUGGUUCUUCCAGUCCACCGGCUACUGGGGAGUCACCAUCUACCUCCCAGAAUACAUGAACUCGCUGGGGGUGAAUUCCUACAUGAACAUGUUCACUAUCUUUAUAGGUGAACUACCAGGAAUUGCCCUUGCAAUGAUCGUCAUAGAAAGACACAUGCUCGGAAGGAUCAACAGUCUUAAAUUCUUCUCGUUCUUUACCGGGGCGUCGCUUCUUGUCUUUGCUUUCGUUCCCUUAGAAAGUAUCAAAGCCGCGCUUGUUAUUGUAUGUUAUUUCUUCAUGGUGCCUAUAUACUCGAUACUGAAUGCAUUUACCCCAGAAAUAUAUCCCACAGAUGUGCGGAGCACUGCCAUGGCUUGGGCUAACAUCGUCAUUGAAAUCCCGGGCUUGAUUACUCCUUUUAUCGGCGCCAUGUUAUUGUCGUCUGAUAUUGUCUGGCUAUAUCCGGUCACGUGGACCGCUUGCUUCCUGCUUCAGUUCAUCUUCUGCUUCUUUGUGGGUGUGGAAACUGCAGGGGAGGAGCUGAAUGACAGAAAAACUUGUGGGAAGCAGCCAGACAGUCACGUGUCCAGCACAGUGUAGGAGGAGUUUGUAUGUGUAUUUAUUUGUAUGUGUUGUCGUUUGCUGUGGGCAUACGUGUGUCAACAAUCAAAUAUUGCCUUGCAGUGUGAAUGCAGAUCUGAAGUCCCGUGAUGACAGUGUGAAUUCUGUAUGAUCUGGACAACCUAUGUUCACGCGAAACCGUUCCGUGACAGUAUAAAGUGCGCCUGUGCAGCAGGCUCAAAUCAAUCCCUUAAAGUUUCACUCUUUGAGCCAAGGUUCAUUCAGCCGAGACUAAGGUAUCUAACAGCUUGCAUUGUGUAGAGGAACUGUAGCUACAUCACGCCAGCCUGCAAUAUAUGCUGCGAACAUGGAACCGUAUAAUGAACUCCUGUAUUGUACCUGGAACCCUACCAAGACAUCCUGCAUUGCGUCUGGAACACGAAACAUCUGUAUGUCUGCUAACAAGGUUUAUGUCUGAAACCUGUUCUCUACAAACUGCCAUGGAACCUUUACACACCAGUCUUCAGUGUGCGGCCAUGGGGCCAUGACAUAAGUUUGGGACGCGUCCAUGUAUAUACGGUUCUGGUUACAGUUAUGACCAAACGGGACCAUCAAAUUCGUCAAUCAGCACUCGGGUAUUCAUUUUAACCGCCUGUGAAUAAAAACGAGAAGCACGAGGAGCAAUUCAACUAGGGUAUUGCUCCCCCGUUAGUACAGUAUUUUGGAUGCUGUGCACGCCGUGUCUGUCUUUGCGGAGCAGAUGAAGAUUUGUAUCACUUGUAGGCUGAGCGCACAUGAAUGCAGUAUGCUCGGAUGCUUAAAGUUUUAGACACUGCAAAAGGGAGAGGUUGAUAUAGUGUGGAUCUCAAGAUUAAGGUACCUCAAGAUAUUUACAUAUCCAGGUUUGAGAAGUUGUGUCAUAUACCAGGAUAUCUUGGAAGUUUGUAACCGGUUGGAUCAGUUUCGAAUUCAAGGUUUUAGUGUUAUCAGAAUUGGUGCAUUUUAUCUCCAUAUAUUUUAUUGAUAAGUUUUUCACGCUUGAAUGAGUGCAGGACUGCAGAUGUAUAUCAUGUAUACCUAUUUUGUGGUAAGAGGCGACUAACGGGAUCGGGUGGUCAGACUCGCUGACUUUGUUGACGCAUGUCAUCGCAUUCCAAUUGCGUGGAUCGAUGCUCAUGAUGUCAGUCACUGGACUGUCUGGCCCAGACUCAAUUAUUUACAGACCGCCGUCAUAUAGCUGUAAUAUUGCUGAGUGCGGCUUUAAACAACAAACGAACGAAGUUGUUGAUGCAUGACUGUGGAAAGAAACGCCACUGGUUGUACGAGAAUAGUAACUGGUUGUGCCCACAGUCAACACAGGUGGCUGUGUUGUCAUGGUGUCCAAAGUCAACACCAACGGACAUCGGAUGUAUCUGUAUAGAUAUUGACCACGUUGGAAUUCACGAUUUGCCCCAUCUUGAUUCUUGGUCUGUCAGCACAAUUCUGUUGUUUGUUUGGUAUUGACAUGACAGAAAUACUGUUCAAACGUAGACCGCCUCCGUGGACUAGUGGUAGAGCGUCUGCCCGGAGA
This is a messenger RNA of Haliotis rufescens (red abalone), 3166 nucleotides long. Its product is annotated as synaptic vesicle 2-related protein-like. Gene Ontology annotation, molecular function: transmembrane transporter activity. NCBI's taxonomy places the organism in Eukaryota, Metazoa, Mollusca, Gastropoda, Lepetellida, Haliotidae. Gene Ontology annotation, cellular component: membrane. The record is from RefSeq and is a predicted model, not a curated record. The transcript has 3 exons. The coding region runs from base 115 to 1635 and encodes 506 amino acids. Gene Ontology annotation, biological process: transmembrane transport.